CCGCCACUCCCCAAGAAAAAACCUUCUCCUUUUCGUAACUCAUUGGCUUGUCUGCAACCAGCCACGCCACCGCUCGUCCCUUUCCGGCGCCGUUUCAAGGGGCUGCAGUCGGUCCGCCGCUGGUGUCUGCGGCGUGCAAAUUGUGUUGCCGUCAGAAGCUGCUGCCGGUUGCCGAAGUUUUGAAUUUUGGUGUUUGAGCCUUCAAACGUUGUCUUUUGUGGAUUUCGUUGGAUUUUGGAUUGAAGAAUUGGAGUGGUUUUGAAUCAAACCACUAUUGGUGGAGGAACAAACUUGUUGUGCACAAAAAUGGCAACAAAACGGAUGAAGAUGGCCAUUACAGAUAACCCAAAGAAGCUUGCAAACUUGAUUGAUCUCGUAAACCUUCCUUCAACUCUCAGGGAGUUUGUGGGACAUUCCCAAAUUUCUCGUCUUGGCUGUUUCAAGUGUGUGUGGUCAUAUAUUAAAACCAACAACCUUCAGGAUCCCACCAACAAGAAUGUGGUCAUUUGUGAUGAGAAGUUAAAGAGUAUACUGCUGGGCAAGCCCAAGGUUGAACUAGCCGAACUUCCUGCACUGAUUAAAUUACAUUUCCCCAAAAAUUCCAAGUGAGCUAUGCUUAUAGUUUAGCCUCUAGCAGCUCCGGAAUGAGGUCUUCAAGCCACCCAUAGUUAGGAUGUUUAGCCUCAAUUUUGUAUAAUUGUCCUACUAGGCUUUUUUACUAUGUAUUAAAAACAAAA
Molecule: messenger RNA, 737 nt
Organism: Cucumis sativus (cucumber)
Lineage: Eukaryota; Viridiplantae; Streptophyta; Magnoliopsida; Cucurbitales; Cucurbitaceae
Product: upstream activation factor subunit spp27
Exons: 5
Coding region: 307-609 (100 amino acids)
Cellular component (GO): nucleus
Source: RefSeq, a predicted model, not a curated record